AUGAGGGUUAGCUCUGUCCCACGAAAUCUGGCGGACGAGUUCGCUCCGCUCCGCUCUGACGCGGCGUCUCUCUCCCGUCACUGCCCCAUCUCCCUCCCGUCUCUCCUCUCUGCUGCCCCGUGCCCCAUCUCUCUCCGUGCGGCCGGGCAGGGAACCGCGGGGGCCGGAGCUGCAGCUCGCCGGCGCGGCGCGGACGACGGCAGCGUGCGGGAGCAAGAGCUGCAGCACGGACGCCGGCGGCGCGCGGGAGCAGGAGCUGCAGCAGGGGCUCGCCGGGCGACGCGGACGCCGGCGGCGCGCGGGAGCAGGAGCUGCAGCCGGGGCUCGCCGGGUGACGCGGACGCGGGAGCGGGAGCACGGACGCCAGCGGCGCACGGCGGGGGGGGGGGGCGCUCGCGGGGGCCGGAGUUCGCCGACUGCUCCUGCGGCCACGGCACCGGCGACGGCCACGGCGGAGGAGGCCAUGGCGGCGGCGGCGGCGCGAGGGCGGGGCCGUGGUCGGCCGGCUGGCGGAGGCCGCGGAUGGGGCCGGCGGGCCGAGAGUGUGGCGGCCGGCGGCAAGGCAGGGCCGGCAGGCGAGGUGGGGGCGGCAAGGUGGGCAGGCGCUCGGGCUGA
This is a messenger RNA of Panicum virgatum (switchgrass), 615 nucleotides long. RefSeq names its product glycine, alanine and asparagine-rich protein-like. The record is from RefSeq and is a predicted model, not a curated record. Lineage: Eukaryota; Viridiplantae; Streptophyta; Magnoliopsida; Poales; Poaceae. The transcript has a single exon. The coding region runs from base 1 to 615 and encodes 204 amino acids.